Messenger RNA from Momordica charantia (bitter melon), 707 nucleotides. The record is from RefSeq and is a predicted model, not a curated record. Lineage: Eukaryota; Viridiplantae; Streptophyta; Magnoliopsida; Cucurbitales; Cucurbitaceae.
UUAAGGUUUUGCUGAGAGGGGAUAUGGUGAAGUUGACAAUUGUUGGAAGGCUUAGGGAUGGGCUGCCACUUGCACAGGGCAUUGGGUAUUUUAAUGAAGAGAAUGAUGAUGUUUUAGGCUACAAACAGCAAGCUGAAUUCAUACUCAAACACAUCUCUAGAGGGGCCUUCUCACCUUCAAAAAUGGCCAUUCUGAUUCAUCAUCAAUGUUUCAUUUACUUGGUGGAGAAUGGUGUCUGCUGCAUCACAUUGUGUGAUUCUUCAUACCCAAGAAAGCUGGCUCUCCAUUACUUGCAAGAUUUGCAAAAGGAGCUUGCCAAGUUUGAUGAUGCCCUAAUAAGUCUUACCAAACCCAAUAGUUUUGCCAAAUUUGAUAGAAUAAUUAGCAAUAUUAGAAAACGGUACAUUGAUACAAGGACACAAGCCAAUCUACAUAAGCUCAAUGCAAAUCGGCUAAGGUGUCCAGACAUUGUCACAUGUUCACUUUUUGAAAUUUUAGAAAGGAAAAAACUAGCCAAACAAAGGAUAAGCCUUAAUGUUGGAUGUUGUUGUCAGGCAACUGCCGUAAAAUGGGUGCCAAUGGUUGUAACUUUUGGUGUGGUGCUUUUGAUUCUUUGGGCUUCCUUUGUUCUCUUUCACAUCUCAUUAUCUCAUCAUAAUGAAUUUGUAAUUCUAUAUAACAACAGAAAACUGAUUCACUCGUUUUAA